Molecule: messenger RNA, 1662 nt
Organism: Nematolebias whitei (Rio pearlfish)
Lineage: Eukaryota; Metazoa; Chordata; Actinopteri; Cyprinodontiformes; Rivulidae
Exons: 11
Coding region: 1-1662 (553 amino acids)
Biological process (GO): negative regulation of autophagy
Source: RefSeq, a predicted model, not a curated record
AUGGAGUUUUCCGAGCACAUCAAGAAUGCCAAUGUGGAGGAUGUUGUGCUCCGACAGCCGCUCCAGCCGCCGGUCAGAGGCACCCUGUGCAUCACCGGACACCACCUGCUCUUCUCGGACAGGGAGGACUCCUCCAGCCAGCUCCUGCUGCUCCUCAGGAAUAUUGAUGCUGUUGAAAAGAGUGUGGAAAACCUUUCGGGCUACCCUGGCUUCCUGUCUAAGGCAGGCCACAGUGAAAGAACGACUGGAUCUUCUGGAACAAUUACCAUCAAGUGCAAAGAUCUGCGGGUGCUUCAGCUUGACAUUCCGGGCAUGGAGCAGUGUCUGAACAUCGCACACUCCAUUGAGACCCUGUCUUGUCUGGACAACGUGUCGGAGAUGUAUCCCUUCUUUUACCGGCCUGCAGACCUCCGGCUGCAGGAGCACUGGGGCCUCUCAACGCCUGCAAAACAUUACAGCCAAAUGAAGGCGCUUCACAAGAAGUGGCGGUUGAGCAGCGUGAACGUGGACUACUCCGUGUGUCCUUCCUACCCUCCUGCCGUUAUCGUUCCAACAAGCAUCGACGAUGAAACACUGAAGAAGGCGGCCAAAUUCAGACAGGGUGGCCGCUUCCCUGUCCUGUGCUACUACCACCAAAAAAACGGCAUGGUGAUCAUGCGCAGCAGUCAGCCGCUGGUAGGCGCCAACAAGAAGCGCUGCAAAGAAGACGAGCUCCUCCUGCAGGCUGUGAUCGAUGGAUCGGACAAAGGUUAUGUUAUUGACACCCGCUCCAGUCAGCAGGUUCAACGGGCUCGCAUGACAGGGGGAGGAUUCGAGUCCAAGUCAAGCUACGACCACUGGAAAAGACUGCACAAGCAAAUGGAAAGAGGUAAAGCACUGCAGGAGAGUCUGAUUAAACUGGUGGAGGCCUGCGGGGACGAGUCUCACAACAUGGACCGCUGGCUCAGUAAGCUGGAGAAUUCAAAAUGGCUGUCUCAUGUCCAGACUGCUCUGUCAACUGCUGGUCUGCUGGCAGAGUGUGUAGAGAGGGACGGCCAUUCAGCUUUGGUUCAUGGCUACGAAGGGACAGACUGUUCCUUGCUCAUCAGCACUCUGGCUCAGCUCAUCAUGGACCCCAGCUGCCGCACGCUGGAGGGCUUCCUGGCUCUGCUGGAGCGGGAGUGGAUACAAGCAGGACACCCGUUCCAGCAGCGAUGUGCGCACUCGGCCUACUCCCACGCUCGUCUCCAGCAGGAGUCACCGGUCUUCCUGCUCCUGCUGGACUGUAUAUGGCAGCUGUGGCGUCAGUUCCCCCUGGCGCUGGGUUUCUCUGAGGGGCUGCUCCUUCAACUAGCCACCGAAGCUUAUGCUUCUGACUACGGCACCUUUCUGUGUAACAGUGACCAGGAAAGGUGUGCUCUGGGAGUUAAGGAUGCCACUCACUGUUUGUUCCAAAACCUGCUCAGACCCACCGAAAGAGAGAACUAUUUAAACCCUUUGUAUGAGCCCAAUGAGCUAGCCAUUUGGCCCUCAGUCCAUCCACAGUCCCUGCAGCUCUGGAGAGGGUUUUUUCUGAAAUGGACCCAGCAGGCUCGUCACCUGGAGGAAGUUCAGGGAGAAAUAAGGAACAUGGUGAUUGAAUGGGUUAGGGUGACUCAAGGUGACGCUGCGACGAUUCAGUGA